AUGGCAAAAUUUUCGGUUGGUAGUUUCGAAGAGGGAGAGGGAUCCAGCUCAAGGAACCAAAAGAGACGGAGAAUGGACCGUCAACCUCAACCCGACUCCAUAGAAACUGUUGUAGAAGAAGUUUAUGAUGGAGAUGAAGAGACAGGGUCCAUAGAUCAGGAUUAUGUAGUAUACCUUUCUAAUCAAGAAGCCACUUUAGAAGAUGAACAAGAACAAGAUGCCGGAUCUGGAGAAGAAGAAGAAGCGGUUAAUAAUCCUGUUGAUGAAGAGAUGGAUGAGCCGGUGGUGGAACCCGGUAAAAACGAGUCAGUUUCGGUGACACUAAUCGACCCAGAAGUUUUUGAUUGCCCGAUCUGCUGUAACCCCUUGUCCGCUCCCGUCUUUCAGGUUAAUGAGAUGCAGAGUUUUCUUUAUAUUUUGAAAUGUUUAAAUAGGACUGCAGGAGUUAGGCUAAUAGUUCAUGGUUACUUAAAAGGAUAA
Molecule: messenger RNA, 480 nt
Organism: Mangifera indica (mango)
Lineage: Eukaryota; Viridiplantae; Streptophyta; Magnoliopsida; Sapindales; Anacardiaceae
Product: E3 ubiquitin-protein ligase SINA-like 10
Exons: 2
Coding region: 1-480 (159 amino acids)
Source: RefSeq, a predicted model, not a curated record